AUGGGCAAUCAGUCGGAAAUUUCAUCCGAGGCGUUUUCGGCGCGAGAACUGCCGAAAAAAAGAUCUCGGUCGCGGUCGGUCCUGAUUGUCGGUCAAGGUACUGAAUCUUGGCUCCUGAUUGUCCCCGCGCACUCGACGCCGCGCGACGCCGCCGACGCCGCAACUACGACGUCGAUCCCCGUUGUCACGCCGUCCCUCGCGCGCCCGCGCGUCGACGCGCGCCCCGCGUCGUCCGCGUCGUCCGCGGAGGGCGGCGACCAGAGAGACACGUGCGCGAACAAACGAUCGCUCCCGCACUACUCCGACGAACUGAACAACGAAUUCUCAAGGUCGAAGCGCUCGAGCGACGCGUCGAUCGGGAUGACGUUCGCGUCCGCGUGCACCGCGUCGGACGUGGUCGGGCAUCGAAUCACCGUGGACGCGGCGGACGUGCUCGUCAUCGCGGCCGCGGACGCGAGCGAGCGAGAUCUCGUCGCGCGCGCGGAGCGCGCGUCUGUGCACCUCCGCAAGCUGCGACCGAACGAUUUGGUCACCGUGGUGGAGCAACCGUCGCGUCCGCGGACGUUCGUGCCGCCGGGAUAUGGACUUCCGCUGACGCAGGAGGUCGCCGCGAAGAUGGGCGCGACCGUGCACUCGAUGACGAGGGACGCGUCGCAGUUAGCGUCGCACGACGGCGGCGCGAAGGCGCGAGGGUGCGUCGUCCCCGCGCGAUCGCUCCCUAACCGCUUUUCCCCACGUUUUUUUUCCAGAAUCGUAUCGACGAAUCUAUCUCGAUCCGAAAAGUGCACCGUUCGUUGGUGAACCGUCGACGAACCGACCGAUCGGUCGGUCGGACGGUCGCGCCCUCGACUUUCCGACGACCCGACCCUCUCUCUCCCCCGUCCGCUUCCAGACGCCAAUCCAACGCCGCGUUGGACACGAUCCCUCUGAGUCAACUCAUGGGCGCCACCGCGGCCGGCGCCGCGGCUCGCCGCGUCGGGAGACCCGCGGGAAAGAAGCGCGGGCGGGGAGGGGGAGGCGCGCUCGAGGGAGGCGCGGGCGGCGGCGGCGGCGUCUCGAGCCCGCAUCCGCGACGCGCGCGAUACGAGCCGUACUUACCGUUCACUUUCGACGCCGAGGAGUUGAAGGACCUCGCGAUCGCGCUUCGGGCGUUCUUGAAGUUGCAAGAGUCCACGGGCACGCCGGUGACGAGCUGGAGCAACCUCGUCGCGAGGAGAUGGUCGAGGGAGUACGCGUUGUCGCUGCAAGCGCUCGGGUGGAAGUGCACCGCGCAGAAAGUCAACGCCGCUGUGGAAGAAAACCUUUUGAACCGGUACGAGGCGACGUCGAGUUGGGGGUGGAAGGGGGGAUGGCCGCGCGAGGCGGUAGGGGGGGGGGUCCAAGAGUGAGGGUCACCCACCCAAACGUAAUAAGUUAAUAAGUCGAGUUAAGAUCUUUGUUUU
Messenger RNA from Micromonas pusilla CCMP1545, 1442 nucleotides. RefSeq lists its product as uncharacterized. NCBI's taxonomy places the organism in Eukaryota, Viridiplantae, Chlorophyta, Mamiellophyceae, Mamiellales, Mamiellaceae. The coding region runs from base 1 to 801 and encodes 266 amino acids. The record is from RefSeq and is a predicted model, not a curated record. The transcript has a single exon.